Messenger RNA from Cetraspora pellucida, 252 nucleotides. The record is from the annotation of a GenBank genome assembly. Lineage: Eukaryota; Fungi; Glomeromycota; Glomeromycetes; Diversisporales; Gigasporaceae.
AAAAUGGAUACUCAAAAUAUUAUUGUUAAUGCUAAAGAAAGCAAAUAUUGUUCUCAUUGUAAAAAAACUAAACUAGUUAUUGAAUUUACAAAGCAGUCUGGGGGUAAGGCAGUAACAUUUGCCAAAUGUAAUCUUUGCAAUGAACAAAAUAAAAAAAGCAGACAAAAUGCUAGAGCCAUUAUUGCUGAAAGUACUUCAUCUUUAGCCCAAAGUAAGCAAAAUGCCAGAGCUGUUAUUGCUGAAAAUACUUAA